Hyalella azteca is the source of this 2806-nucleotide messenger RNA. It is a transcript of the gene Mcm3, whose product is annotated as DNA replication licensing factor MCM3. Bases 95 to 2551 code for a protein of 818 amino acids. Gene Ontology annotation, molecular function: single-stranded DNA helicase activity; ATP hydrolysis activity; ATP binding. The transcript has 15 exons. The record is from RefSeq and is a predicted model, not a curated record. Gene Ontology annotation, biological process: DNA strand elongation involved in DNA replication; mitotic DNA replication initiation; DNA replication. NCBI's taxonomy places the organism in Eukaryota, Metazoa, Arthropoda, Malacostraca, Amphipoda, Hyalellidae. Gene Ontology annotation, cellular component: MCM complex; nucleus.
UAGUAUUUUCCCGCCAAACUUGUAGCACUCUUGCACCGCAUCUGUUGUAACUUCUUGUCCCUCGCCAGGCUACAAUUAUUAAAAUUUCGUCAAAAUGGGAGCUGUUGCUGAUAUUGUUGUCGAUCAGAGACUAAGAGAUAUUCAAAGAGAAUAUCUGGAGUUCUUGGAGGAUGAGGAAGACAAUGGAGUGUACACACAGCUGGUGAAGGAAAUGAUAAAUGCUGACAACUGCAGACUGGUGGUCAACAUCAAUGAUCUGAGGAAGAAAAAUCCCAAGCGGGUAGCUGGUUUGCUGAAAUGUGCCUUUGAAGAGCUGCCUGCUUUUCACCGUGCACUGCGAGAGUUUGUGUCUGCAGUUGAUGCAACGUAUGUCAAGAAGCACGAGGAGCUUUUUGUGGGCUUUGAAGGAAGCUUUGGCAGCAAGCACGUCUCUCCACGCACACUCUGUGCUGGAAACCUGGGCAACCUUGUCUGUGUUGAGGGAAUUGUCACUAAAUGUUCUCUGGUGCGACCAAAGGUGGUGCGUUCAGUGCACUAUUGUCCUGCCACCAAGAAGACGUUAGAGCGUCGGUACACGGACCUCACCUCUUAUGAGGCAUUCCCGUCGUCGGCAGUUUACCCAACAAAAGACGAUGAUGGCAAUUUGCUGGAGACUGAAUAUGGACUCUGCACAUACAAGGACCAUCAAACUAUCACUAUUCAGGAGAUGCCGGAGAAAGCCCCUGCCGGUCAACUGCCUCGCGCUAUUGACGUGGUGCUUGACAACGACCUCGUCGACCAGUGCAAGCCUGGCGACCGCGUGCAGGUUGUGGGCAUCUACAGGUGUUUGCCCAACAAGCAGGGUGGCUUCACCAGCGGCACCUUUCGUACCAUCCUCCUCGCCAACAACGUGAUACUCAUGAGCAAGGAGCUCUCGCCUAACAUCAGCCUCGAUGAUGUCAACAAAUGCAAGGCUUUCUCUAAAAUGGACGGAAAUGUGUUUGAGCUGCUGGCCAAGUCCCUUGCUCCAAGUAUCCAUGGGCACGAGUACAUCAAGAAAGCUUUGCUAUGCAUGCUGCUUGGUGGUGUUGAGAAACAUCUUCCUAAUGGCACCAGGCUCAGAGGUGAUAUCAACAUUCUGCUGAUUGGAGACCCAAGUGUUGCCAAGUCUCAGCUACUGCGCUAUGUGCUGCACACCGCACCUCGCGCCCUCAACACCACGGGGCGUGGCAGUUCAGGUGUCGGUCUCACUGCCGCUGUCACCACAGACCAGGAGACUGGCGAUAGAAGACUGGAAGCAGGAGCGAUGGUGCUUGGUGACCGAGGCAUCGUCUGCAUCGAUGAGUUCGACAAGAUGAGUGACAUGGACCGGACCGCCAUCCACGAGGUGAUGGAACAAGGUCGGGUCUCCAUCUCAAAGGCCGGCAUCCACGCAAGCCUGAACGCGCGCUGCUCUGUGCUCGCGGCCGCCAACCCUGUUUACGGCCGCUAUGACUCCUACAAGACGCCCAUGGAGAACAUUGGCCUGCAGGACUCGCUGCUCUCACGUUUUGAUUGCCUUUUCAUUAUGUUGGACACUGCUGAACCCGCCAGCGACAGAAUGAUUGCUGAUCACGUGGUCAGGAUGCAUAGAUAUCGUGGCCCGAUGGAGCAGGAAGGCGAGGCCAUGGCCUUGGGCCUAGGCAUCGACAUGCUCUCCACUGAGGACCCUUCUGGCAACGACCAGGGAGGCGACGGGCAGGAAGAAACACCGAUCUAUGAGAAAUACGAUGCCCUUCUCCACGGCUCCUCACGGGCGGCCACGGAUAAGUUUGUUAGUCUGCAAUUCAUGCGCAAAUACAUUCACUUGGCCAAGGCAAUCAAGCCAGUCCUGACGAAAACAGCCUCAGAAGCCAUCGCUGAAGAAUAUUCUCGACUUCGCUCACAAGAUUCGGAGCACAAUGACAUAGCCAGGACACAACCUGUAACCGCCCGAGCGCUGGAGACGCUCAUCCGUUUGUCAACAGCUCAUGCGAAGGCGCGUCUUUCCGUCAAGGUGCAGGCCAAGGAUGCCGAGGCCGCCAUCGAGAUGGUCCAGUACGCCUACUUCAAGAAAAUUGUGCUGAAGAAGACCAACAAAAAGAGCGCCAAGGAGUCAGUUGAUAGUGCCGAGGAGUCUAGCGAUGAUGAAGAAACAUCAACGCCCGCGGUUCCUAAGAGGAAGCGCAAGUCGGGCGACGGCGUCCAACAGCCCACCAAACGGCCCAAGAAAGCUGCCGUGCACGACGAAGAAGACAUCGAGGCCCCCGUAGCUUCCCAGCCUCGCACACCAGCCCGCGCUAGACCUACUGCUCCCGAGCCUGCUCAGGUGAAAGAAAUUAGCAAAGAAAGACUAACCGCUUUCCGAGCCUCCAUGAGCAAGAUGUUCAUGGAGAGCUAUUCACAAACUGUCACAAUGGACAAACUCCGAAGUUAUAUGCGCGAGAAGCACGCUGACCAACCGUUCUCAGAAGACGAAAUCGAGGCAGCUGUGCAACGCAUGACGGAUGAUAAUCAGAUAAUGGUUGCGGAUGACAUGGUCUUCCUUAUUUAAUUUUAAGUUCUACUUUUUUACGUCUGUUUUGCUGUUUUUACGGUUAUGCAUCGUGCGCUAUUGGAAAGGAUUAAUUUCAUCAGGUCAAGUCUGCUUAGUAUUAAUGAGGCGGAUCGAAGAUUCAUGCAAUGGUUUUGUUUAGGUGGAUGAAAAGUCUGAUGAAGUGAAGGUGAUAGAAACAUGAUUCUGUUAUACAAAGCCUAUAUCUGUACACCUUAGUGAUGUCGAAAUUCUCGAUAAUAAAUAUUAUCCUAC